Molecule: messenger RNA, 366 nt
Organism: Colletotrichum navitas
Lineage: Eukaryota; Fungi; Ascomycota; Sordariomycetes; Glomerellales; Glomerellaceae
Exons: 2
Coding region: 1-366 (121 amino acids)
Molecular function (GO): heme binding; iron ion binding; monooxygenase activity
Source: RefSeq, a predicted model, not a curated record
AUGAGCCUUCGGGCAAAGCUGAGCCCCGCGGCCCAGAUCUUUAACGAUUUCAAACAGUUCUGUGAUGACCAACUCGCUUCUGUCAACGAAGAAAAGGCAGCCCUCGGAUCCAAAGGCGGCGGUUUGUUGAGCGGCCGCCCGACUAUUUUCCGCCACCUCCUCAACAGCGACCUCCCACAGUCUGAACUGGACGACGAUCGCCUAUCCAAGGAAGCCCGAGUUCUCAUCGGAGCUGGAACCAUUACCACGGCUGGAACAAUGUGUUUCAUUACCUACUACGUCAUGGCCAAACCCCACAUCAAGAAGCGUCUGGAAGAAGAGCUGGCGUCCAUCAUGGCGGACUACCUUCGCAGGCAGCCGACUUAG